Molecule: messenger RNA, 559 nt
Organism: Acanthisitta chloris (rifleman)
Lineage: Eukaryota; Metazoa; Chordata; Aves; Passeriformes; Acanthisittidae
Gene: RNF166
Product: ring finger protein 166
Exons: 5
Biological process (GO): protein polyubiquitination; ubiquitin-dependent protein catabolic process
Molecular function (GO): ubiquitin protein ligase activity
Source: RefSeq, a predicted model, not a curated record
GUUUUGUGGGGAGUGCCUACAGCCCUGCCUGCAGGUGCCAUCUCCCCUGUGCCCCCUCUGCCGUGUGCCCUUUGAUCCCAAGAAGGUGGAGAAGGCUUCCAGUGUGGAAAAACAGCUCUCAUCCUACAAGGCUCCAUGCAGAGGUUGCAGCAAGAAGGUGACCCUUGCCAAGAUGCGCUCCCACGUCUCAUCCUGUGCCAAGGUGCAAGAGCAGAUGGCCAACUGCCCCAAGUUUGUUCCAGUUGUCCCUACAUCCCAGCCCAUCCCCAGCAACAUUCCCAACCGCUCGACAUUUGUUUGUCCAUACUGUGGUGCCAGGAACUUGGACCAGCAGGAGCUGGUGAAACACUGCAUGGAGAACCACAGGAACGACCCCAACAAAGUGGUGUGCCCAGUGUGCUCGGCCAUGCCCUGGGGCGAUCCCAGCUACAAGAGUGCUAACUUCCUUCAGCACCUCCUCCACAGGCACAAGUUCUCCUACGACACCUUUGUGGACUACAACAUCGACGAGGAGGCAGCGCUGCAGGCAGCCCUGGCCCUGUCCCUGUCUGAGAACUGA